Messenger RNA from Macadamia integrifolia, 3596 nucleotides. Its product is annotated as disease resistance protein RPM1-like. Gene Ontology annotation, biological process: defense response to other organism. NCBI's taxonomy places the organism in Eukaryota, Viridiplantae, Streptophyta, Magnoliopsida, Proteales, Proteaceae. Bases 378 to 3383 code for a protein of 1001 amino acids. The record is from RefSeq and is a predicted model, not a curated record. The transcript has 5 exons. Gene Ontology annotation, molecular function: ADP binding.
CCCAUUAUCUCAAGGUUCCCCAAGAUGUCAACUUUCCCAUUCUUCAACAAUUCUCUGCUCGUUGCUAUCAGAAUUUCCAGAAAUUAGAUGCCAAACCUUCUGCUUCUACUUCCUUCAUCUCUCACUCCCUUUCGCCUGGUAAGACUUUGCAGUAUUGUUUUUGGCUCUUGAUUGUUGCUUCGCUUUUUCUUUGCAACCUCUCUGUUCUUGUGGUCUCUUUCAAGGAGCCGUCAAGGUCAGAUCCCAUCUCCAGAUGUCGCCGGCAGUAGCAGAACAAGUCAAAGUUUUCUUUUCCAAUCAAACGAGUUCCCAAUGGCUUUGAUGAGUUGAGAAAGAGUGGUCGCAGCAGGUGCUGAAUUGAGAGCCGAAGAGGCAAGAUGGAUUUGCUCCCAGGCAGUCUCUUACAGGAGAAGUUGCAGUAUUACCUACACCACACCAGUCCACUUUUCCCUGAAGUCCGCAAGGAAUUUGAGGCAGUGAAACUCAAGCUCCCAGGUAUCGGGUACAUGAACUCGAGACGAGCACUAAAAGAUUUGGAAGAUAAGGUCGAUGAUAUUAUGAUAUUCAACCUGAGACUGAGGUCACCAUUUUUGGGGUGGUUAGGUCAUCAUCAGCUUCCCUUUAUAUGCUCACGAGUCCAUUUAAAGAAGCAGUUGAUGGAAGUGCGUCAGUUAGGCGAACAAAUCCAAAAAAUUCAAACAGACGGCAUUCCAACUGCUCUUGAUAAUGCCUGUAAGAGUACUCAAGCCGAAGAACAGAGCUCAACCUCGUUUGGUAGUUCUAGAAAUUAUGGAGUAAGGCCAUCAGCGUAUGAUGUGACUGGGGGGAGAAUCAAAAUGCCUAUCCACUCCGACGUUGCGAAUAGGAUUGAGAAUUUGUUGCUGAAUCAUAAAGACAAAAGAUUCAAAGUGAUUGGCGUGUUAGGGAGAAAGGGUAUUGGGAAGAGCAGAGUGGUUACCCGUGUCUACAAGAAUGAGAAUGUAAGGAAAUAUUUCGACUGUUAUGCAUGGAUUUCAAACCCUUUGUCUUCAGAAACUGAAAGUGUCCUUCGGGAGAUUUUACGCCAAUUCUAUUUUGGAUCCCCUCCCUACAUAUUGGAGACGAUGGAUCAACCAACCUUACUAUCCGCAAUAGAUAAAUGCUUGGAUGGGAAGCGGUUCCUGUUGGUUCUGGAUGGUGUUUCAGACAUCGAAAUUUGGGAGAGCGUUGUAUUCCCUGCUUUCCCAUUUGGUCAUCAACUAGCUCGAACGGGACCAAUCCUCUUCACAAGCAGGAUCGUUUUCGCAAGUAAUUUCGGCCAUGGUAGGAUCGUUUUCACAAGUAAUUUACCACAUCGUAGGGUCUUUGACACCGUGGUUAACCAAGUCUUUGUCCAAAUCCACCUCAAGGCCAUGUCACAAGAGGAAGAAGCAUGGACUAUGUUCUGCCAAUUGGUGUUUCCUGAAACACAACCGACUCCGGGGACUUGUCCAACGGAGCUAGAAGAAAUGGCAAGAGGGAUCACACAAAAAUCAGGUGGUCUACUUUCUGUGAUCCAGUUGCUUGCUGGGGUCUUGCGGGGAGACAAGAACCGUCAAGUUUGGAAAAAACGUCUUCGCCAAUUGGAGGAAUUAGAUAAAUCUUAUAGAGAUGAUACAGUAAAAGCAAUAUUGCUCAGUUAUGAUGCAUUGGAUUUACCUGUUAAAUCAUGCUUCUUAUAUUUCGGUAUUUUCCCCAAAGACGAUGAGAUUCCAUUGAAGAGGGUCAUUCAGUUAUGGGUUGCUGAAGGGUUGGUGGAGGAGACUCCAGAGAAAACAGCGACAGAAGUUUCCAUGGCCUACUUACAAGAGCUCAUCGACAAGGAAUUGAUCCAACCUGGAAAUCUCGAUGCUAAAGGAGAUCUAAAAUCUUGUAAAUUUGAUGAUCAAGUUCGCAGUGUAGUGCUUGAUAUCAUUAAUGGAUCCAAUAAGCGAUACUCUGUUAAUGCCACAGACAAUGGAUCCUCUGGAAAUGUAGUUAUGCCAAGUUUAAGUUUGCAUCUCCUUUCCAUUCAGGGUGGGGAUGUUGAAGACAUAAUAACAUCAUCAUACAAAAAAAAGGCUGCAAGUGUACGCUCUUGCAUCAUAUCUGGAAUGGGUAAGUUACAAUACUCAACUAUGCGUCGAUGCCUUUCGGAAUUUCAACUCUUAAGAGUGUUGGACUUGGAUCUCCAAGGCUCAGAGAUCAAAGCCUUGCCCAACAGCUUGGGUACUCUAAUUCUUCUAGUAUAUCUAAGACUGGAGGGCUCAAAGCUGGAGGAGAUUCCUGCCUCUGCUUUGAAGAAUCUGAUCCGUUUGAGAUACCUGGGGUUGAGGAGAAGCGGAAUUAGAGAGCUUCCUGCUACCUUGUUACAGCUGAAGGAACUUCACACCUUGGAUGUGAGAGAGACAAAAGUGAGGAGAUUGCCCUGUUGCAUGUCCCAACUUCUUAGCUAUAAUCUGCGGCACAUACAUCUUUGUAGUUCUUUUAGAAGAGAAGUUGUGGAGAUGCCACUUGGAAAAUUGACGGAACAACCACCACUCCAACUCCAAACACUUGCGGGCGUGAGAGCUACUACCAGCUUGAUAGAGGAACUGGGAAGAUGGACCCAACUCCGAAAACUGUCCAUGGGAAGAGUAGCAGAAGCUGAUUCUGAAAAGUUGUGUGCUUCCAUUGACAGGAUGAACUUCCUUCGAUCACUAUCUAUAAAAUGUGGGAAAAAAGGGACGCUACAUAUGGGAUUUUUGGCACACUCCUCAACAAAACUCGACACAUUAAGGAUUGGAGGUUCGGUUGUGGCCUUGGACUCUGCAAUGAAAUGCUUCCCAUUCCUUUGUCGCUUAUUCUUGUGGGACAAUCUCUUACCAUAUGAUCCUCUUCCAAUGCUACAAGAUCUUUGUAACCUCACGGUCCUCAGCUUGACUAACACUUUCCUAGGAAAUGAAAUAAACUGUGAUACUGGUUUUCCUGGGCUAAAGAGACUCUCCAUCUUCCAGCUGAGAAAUCUAAAGCAUUGGCAAAUAAAUGGAGGAAUGGAAAAGCUUGAGUUUCUUUCCUUUGGGCAUUGUCCAGAUUUGAAAAUGCCGCCUCAAGGCCUUGGAAACCUCCCUAGUCUCCAACUUGUGAUGGUUGCAGGAAUGGAUGAGGAUUUUAACGAGAAGAUGGAGAGGAUUGGCAAUGAUUCAAAAGAUCGUUUCAAGGUCCGUCACAUUCCAUUAUUCAAGCAUGAUUUCGGAGCCACCGAGCAAGAGCCCGGGACAAAGAAUGAAGAAGUUUCAGAGGAUGCUGGCUCUAGAGGGUCCUUGCCGACAUCUUACUUGGAGAUACAUGACUCUUCUAAUAGUAAGUCAAAUGAGGAGAGUUUGCCUCCAGCGUCGGCUUCGUGAAGAAAACAAAUUGGCUUGCAAUUCCUGCUGCUUCCUUACGCCAAUCCUGUUUCUGUUUUAUUCCAAUUCCUCUUUGCUUUUGCCAAACUUUUCCGUGUUGAUGUAUAUAGGCUCUUGUUGGCACCAUAAUUUGAAAAUUCUAUGAAUUGAAUGAUUCACGGUCAAUGCACAAGGCAAUUAACCAAUCAGAUGAUAAGGAACCUAUAUUAAAGG